UAUAGUCUCCGAUGUGCAGUCCAAUCCAGCGUGUACCCCGCAGGGUCGCAGAGAACACAAGCUGCCGGUAGAUCUAGUAACUCUAUGUUGGCCAAAAGAUCAGCAGCACGGGCACGCAGCUAGCCAACCAUGGCUGUCGGCGAGGGGGAGCAGCAGCCGUUGCACAUCCUCUUCUUCCCGUUUAUCGCGCACGGCCACCUCAUCCCGGUGGCCGACAUGGCCGCGCUUUUCGCCGCCCGCGGCGUUCGGUGUACCAUCCUCACCACCCCCGUCAACGCCGCCGUCAUCCGUUCAGCCGUGGACCGUGCCAACGAUGCCUCCCGUGGCACCGGCUCACCGGAGAUCAGCAUCACGCUCUUCCCCUUCCCCGACGUCGGGCUCCCGCCGGGCGUCGAGAGCGUUCCGGGCAUCUCCUCCAAAGCCGAACAAGAGAAGAUAGCCGAAGCGUUCCUGCGGUUUCGCGAGCCGUUCGACCGGUUCUUGGCCGAGCACCACACCGACGCCGUCGUGGUCGACAGCUUCUUCCACUGGUCCUCGGACGCCGCCGCGGACCACGGUGUCCCGCGCCUGGCGUUCCUCGGCAGCAGCCUGUUCGCGCGGGCCUGCAGCGACAGCAUGCUGCGCCACAACCCGGUGGAGGCCUCCCCCGACGACCCCGACGCCGUCGUGUCCCUGCCGGACCUGCCGCACCGCGUCGAGCUGAGGCGGAGCCAGAUGAUGGACCCCAGGGAGCGGGAGGGCGAGUGGGCCUUCCUCCAGCUCGUGAACGCCGCGGACCAGAGGAGCUUCGGCGAGCUGUUCAACAGCUUCCGCGAGAUGGAGCCGGACUACGUCGAGCACUACCACACGAAGCUCGGUCGCCGCGCGUGGCUCCUCGGGCCGGUGGCGCUCGCCGCCGGCAAGGGCAUGGCGGAGAGGCAGGACACGGACACCGACUCCGGCCGCCUCUCGCCCGACGAGGAACGCUGCCUGCGGUGGCUCGACGGGAAGGCGGCCGGCUCUGUCGUCUACAUCUCCUUCGGCACGAUCGCCCGUCUAUUGGCGGCGGAGCUGACGGAGAUCGCCCGCGCCCUGCAACUCUCCGGCAAGAACUUCCUGUGGAUCAUCACCCGCGAGGACACCGACGCAUCGGAGUGGAUGCCCGAAGGCUUCGCCGAUCUGAUGGCGCGCGGCGAGCGCGGCCUCGUCGUCCGGGGCUGGGCGCCGCAGGUGCUCGUCCUGAACCACCCCGCCGUCGGCGGGUUCGUCACGCACUGCGGGUGGAACUCCGUGCUGGAAGCCGUGAGCGCUGGCGUGCCGAUGGUGGCGUGGCCGCGUUACACCGACCAGUUCUACAACGAGAAGCUCAUCGUUGAGAUGCUUAAGGUCGGCGUCGGGGUCGGCGCCAGGGAGUUCGCGUCGUUCAUUGACCAUCGGAGCCAGGUGAUUGCCGGCGAGGUGAUCGCGGAAGCCAUCGGGAGAGUGAUGGGUGAAGGCGAGGAAGGCGAGGCGAUGAGGAAAAAGGUCAAGGAGCUCCGCGAGAAGGCGAGGAGCGCGGUGAAGGAGGGCGGCUCUUCCUACGACGAUGCCGGACGGCUGUUGGAUGAGCUGAUGGCUCGCCGGAGCUCCGGCACGUCGUGAGAUUGCAUCCGGGCGGUCGCCGGUCGAUACAUGAUAUAAUGAAAUAAUGACCGGACAGCUCUGAUGGUUAGUUGGUUACUGAGGCGAUUUCAUCGUCUUAGGCCUAACAGCAUGUAUUUUCUCCCGUACAAUACAUUUGUCAUUUGGUGAUGGGCAUGUUAAUGAUGGCUUAGACUAUACUAUACUAUACUACUCUGAAGCAAAUUCUCUAGUA
This is a messenger RNA of Oryza sativa Japonica Group (Japanese rice), 1834 nucleotides long. RefSeq names its product scopoletin glucosyltransferase. The record is from RefSeq and is a predicted model, not a curated record. Gene Ontology annotation, molecular function: UDP-glucosyltransferase activity. NCBI's taxonomy places the organism in Eukaryota, Viridiplantae, Streptophyta, Magnoliopsida, Poales, Poaceae.